CUCUUCUGCUCUGACCUAACCCUAGGGCGGCUAUGGCGGUCUUUACAUUCGUGUGCAAGCACACUGGCGGCUCUUGGAACGCCAAGCAACGGGGAGGCGAUCUAGAAGGCAGCGCUGCGAAUCCGCUGGAGCUCCAGAAGCAGAUGCGCGAUCUGGCGCUGCAAUCCGCGGGCGCCGGUGCCGUCUCUGUGGAUUUCGCGCUCAUCACACCCUCGGCUGGGGUUCUCCAGGUGAUUGUUGGAGGCGGCGCUGGCGGAGCAGCGUUCGCUAGCGGUGGUGGAGCUCCAGCGGCUGGUGGCGCCGCCGCCGCCGCCCCAGCCCCAGCGGAGGAAGAAAAGAAGGAAGAGAAGGAAGCCAGCGAAGACGAAGACAUGGGAUUCUCCCUCUUCGACUAGGUGCGCUUCCCAUUGCGCUUCUUCCCUUGUUUCCUUGCUCAAGCUAGAGAAACUUACGAGUUUUGGAUCA
Selaginella moellendorffii is the source of this 465-nucleotide messenger RNA. RefSeq names its product 60S acidic ribosomal protein P3-1. The transcript is spliced from 2 exons. The coding region runs from base 33 to 395 and encodes 120 amino acids. The record is from RefSeq and is a predicted model, not a curated record. Gene Ontology annotation, molecular function: structural constituent of ribosome. Gene Ontology annotation, cellular component: ribosome. NCBI's taxonomy places the organism in Eukaryota, Viridiplantae, Streptophyta, Lycopodiopsida, Selaginellales, Selaginellaceae.